GGAGGUGGAGGAGAAGAAGAAGAAGGAGGUGGAGGAGGACUCCCAUGAUGCACCGCACUGCCAACGUAUGCAAACAGAGACAUGGCUGCCGGUGUGUAGCCUCAGCAGCCCGUCGUCGCUCCGUCCUCCUGCCGGCCCUCACUCGCAGCCCGUGACCGUGUAACAGUCGCCGUGCCUCGGCCACAGGAGAGGAAAAGCCCCCCCCGCAGAGUUUCCCGGCGGAGCCGUCUGACAAAGCAGCGUCUCCGGUGUCCAUCAGUCACGGACAGUGUGGGUCAAGAUGGCGAGUCCAAGGACCAGAAGAGUUCUGAAGGAAGUGAGAACCCAAGAUGAGAAUAAUCUAUGUUUUGAGUGUGGGGCUUUUAACCCUCAGUGGGUUAGUGUGACCUACGGGAUCUGGAUUUGCCUUGAGUGCUCUGGCAAGCACAGAGGCCUAGGAGUACAUCUCAGCUUUGUGCGCUCCGUCACCAUGGACAAGUGGAAAGACAUCGAGCUUGAAAAGAUGAAAGCGGGAGGAAACGGAAAAUUCCGCCUGUUUCUUGAAGUGCAAGAUGAUUAUGAUCCCACCUGGACUUUACAGGAGAAAUACAACAGCAAACCUGCUGCACUCUUCAGAGACAAGGUGGCAACUCUAGCCGAGGGUAAGGAGUGGUCCAUUGAGACAUCCACUGCCAAAAACUGGACAUCCCCUCAACCCAAGACCAGCCUUUCAUCCUCUCAUCGCUCUGGAGGACCUGGACAAAACACAGCAAAAUCUAGCGACAAAGCUUUUGAGGACUGGUUGAGUGACGACGUUAACUCAUAUCAAAGCGGAGGGGGUUACAGUGGGAAUCAAGAGAAUCGGUAUGUUGGCUUUGGCAACACGGUGACUCCAGAGAAGAAAGAGGAUGACUUCAUCAACAACGCCAUGUCUUCUAUUUAUUCAGGUUGGAGCAGUUUCGCUGUCGGAGCUAGCAAGUUUGCUUCUAUCGCUAAAGAUAAUACAACUAAACUGGCAAACCAAGCAACCUUAAAGUUAAAGGGCUAUAAAGCGCCCCCAGAACCGGCCACAGAGUUAGGACAGUCAAUAAAUGAGAAUGUUGUCAAACCUACCCAUGAAAAGGUGAAAGAUGGCAAAUUGCUAGAUGAAAUGGCAGUCAGCAUGACUGAGCUGGCAAACAAGGUUCAGGGAGCUGGUGCAAAACUGACUAAUCUCUUCACUGGAAAACCGGAAGACGGGUCUACUGGAGACAGCUACCAGAACAUGGAUGCCACUGAGGGAUAUCAGGGCAGUUCAAGCCAGCCUGUCAAUAGGGACUUUUGGGAAACCUUUGGCAGCAACAACUCCUUAAAGGCAAAGAAAUCUCCCAGCAGUGACAGCUGGACCAUCGCGGAUAACUCUGCAAAGAAGAGCUCUGACAGUUGGGACAAUUGGGGCUCCGAAGCAGCGUCCAACAAUAAACACAGCACAGAGGAGAGCUGGGAGGCCUGGGACAACAACUGGGAGAAGGCAGAGGGGAAGACGAAGAAGAGUCCCACGAAACCCGCUGAGGAAACCUGGGAUAAUGCAGACUGGUAGUGACUUCACAACCACACAUCUCUUCAUCUUUUUCCCCUUCUGUCUGUCUCUCUCUCUCUUCAUCUCACUGGCCCUUCAGGGAAAGUGCUCCGUCAGCUGAGUUUCCAUCAUUCAAAGUAUAUUUAUUAUAAACCCAAGAAACAAUACAUGAAGCCCGGGGUUAACUUGACCCCAUUAUUAAAUGAAUAUUCUUUAAUUAUACAACACUGACUUGCAGUCAUUUAUUUUUUGGUAAAUCACCUUCAUCGAAAGGAAAUUAAUGUAAAUCAGAUCAUUGUAGAUAUGGUCAUAACUUCCCAAAUGUAAUCCCCUUAAUGGUGAAGCCAGUGUCAUUGGUUUAAUCAUACUGGUUUUCAGUCCACUGCAUAAAAAACGAUGCAUGAAAGAGAAAGUCCGACAUUGUAAAUAUAAAUCCUUGUAGAUACAGUAUGAUUGACUAAACAACAAUGACGUUUCCCGUCUGUUCUAUCAAAGUGAUUUGUUGUUGUCUCUGGACCUUUUGCACAUUUGUUUCUGUAGAAUUGAUUUUCAGCUCUUUCCAUACGGCACACUCACAAAUUAUUAUGAUAAAUGAACAAAUGGCUCCCAUUAAUCAAAGUCUGUGAGGAUCUGUAAAUUUUAAAUGAAAUAAUCUAAUGUGUAAUGAGGUGGGCUAAUUGACCUUUAUAGUAUUAUUUGUUUGUUUUGUUUGUUAAAAAUGUGCAAGUAGUCAGUGGAUUUGAAAGCAGAGAGCUGCUGAUACAUUAUACUGUUGUCAAGACCGGAAAAAAUGAUACAAUAGGAUGUUUUAAUGUUGAAUUUAGUUUGUCCUGAACAAAUGCAGUUUAUCACGAAUCGAUGAAUCUGAUGAAAUGUUUCCUUUGCUUUAGGGUAAUCACAUGUAAUGUACCGUAAUCUCAAAGGAUUUGUUGAUUUAUUUCAUUCAAGUUAAUGAGCUGUUGAAAUUAAUUUUGAUUGGUUGAUACAAUAUUAUGUCUGUACUUUGACUUUUUUUUAAUUAUUAUUUUUUUUAUCUGUUGUCAAACAGCCCAGAACCUGUGACUACAACUAUUUGUUACGCAGUAAGUCUUUCAAAUGAGAGUUCAUGCAGUCAGGACAAGCUGUACCAAGGCUGCGUGACAAACUUACAUUCUCUUAUAACAACAUAUUACAGUGAGUGAUGGAUCAUAUUAUGAAAGACACUUGUUGGAUAUCAGCAUCCAUAAUUUGAUUAUUAAUUCAGAUUCAACAUUUGGAAGUUUAAUUAACUAAAAUGAUUAUAUAUAUAAAUAUAUAUACAGUUUAUUGUAGAUAAUUUCACACAGAAGUCACUCAUUGCAGGGUGAUGUUCUGUAUGUACUGUAUGGGUGGUGGUGGUGGUGGUGUUUCUAAUAUCUGGACACUUACGGGGUCUGUAGACUACAUUGUUAACUGCAUGGUGUUGCCUGUGAGCCUGUAACUUGUGACCUCAGCUGAACUGUAAAUUUCAUCCCGUAUGAAACAACGCUGUACGAACUGUUCUCCACAUCUGUGUUAUUGCACCUUGGUCAUUAUGUAUUGUUAUGAUUUGGUGUCAGAAGAUAUCUUAGCACCUACAUUGACAUCUGAAUUGUGGUGUAAUGAUGAUGAUGAUGAUAAUAAUAAUGAGGCUCGUUAUUACGCUGGAUGCUUCUAUAGCUCCCAAACACUUGCUAUGAAUUAAUCAAGUGCAUCCCUCAGUCAAAUGAAAUGGCAGCUGCACUCGCAUUGUUCAUCGUGGAUGCAAAUGUUUCAUGAAAAGCUCAUUGUUUUAACAAGUGGUAAAAAUAUACGUAGUCCGUGUGAAAUUGAGUAUUCACAAACAAAUGCUCUGGUGAUGGAGAUGUCGAGGCACCUGACUUCCUUAUGUGGCCUUUAAUUCCCUAUAACAUGAAGUGUUGCGACUGUAAAUGACUUUCGUUUUUUUUGUACAUGUUUUAACAUACAGAUCUUCAUAAAUGAUGCAAACCACUAAACUCAAGUUAAAUUACGCUUCAGCCUAUUCCACCUCCAGGGUUUGAGUUUGAUUUGAAGUUAAAGAAUAAUAUCUGAGCACAUCUUAACACGGCUGGUUUGCAUCUGGUUGGCCAGUAGUCAGUUAAUAACUACGCACAGAGCAGUGUACCGGUGUAAUAGAGCUGUAUACAUUUAGCUGUGCUUCUAUAGGUGGUACACAUCGGACCUCAUGAUUGGUUAGAAUAUUUAACUAUCGCAGGUUUUAACGUGUGAAGGAUAAAUCCUGCCAACUUUACUCCAUUCCCAUGUCCUACCUCUAAGAAGUCUUCAGUUUACUGCCCCUUUUAAAACUUGUUUUUUAACGUAGACUUUCUCCCAGCAGGCUCGCUUUGCCGUGGCUAACUUUGUCAUGCGUGUUAAAAACAAAGUGACAAAGAUGGGUCUACACGAUCGGUGUGUUUCUCAGUGAUGACGCAGUGAUGUUUGCAGUCAUGUCAUGUACUUUUCUGUCAGCCGUGAUCGCUUUCCGUUGAUGUCAGUUUGCCUGUGUGUCUCUGAUGCAGUGCGGUGUACAUGUCACUAAAUCAACUUAUCAGUGAUAAUGUCAAAUGAUAUAUUCGACCUCAACUUUCCAUAUAUCUAAAGAUUUGUCAGUUUUAUUGGGUUUUUUUGUAUGAAUGGAAGAAGUGCUGCGAUAUCUCACUUUAAAGAAGGGAAAUAUUUGACCAGUCACUCGCCUGUAACCGAACUCAGUUAUGAAAUAUCGUUUUUGGGUUUUUUUUAUUGGUGAAUGUCCUGUUGGGGUUACUGGUACACUUGAACUGCAGAAUGUGUCACUGACUGAAAUGCAUUUAACAGGUCUUGAUGUUUUUUUUUUAUGUUAUAAAACCGAUGUAAUCUGAUUUGAAACUUUCCAGAGCAGCAGUGGAGCUCAGUGUCUGUGCCUGUUGAAACAUUUGAGAUUGGGUAAUGUCCGUGUUUGUUGAUGAAAACUAUUAUGUCAGAAAUACUAUUUUUGAUGUCAUGCAUGAGAUGUAACGUGGAGCUAAAUACAUUCAGCUGUUUAAAGUUGUUCCCUCGGUGAGUUUUAAGUGCAGUUGUCUGCUUGCCCCCCUUCAAGUGUCACCAGCAGCCAUCCCAUGAGGUGAGCCAGUGUUACCCACUCAGUUUGAGGCUGUGGAUAUUUUUCCUGUACACAUGGUUUCUGUGCUCAAUAAAAAUGUAUUGUAACGUGAA
This is a messenger RNA of Larimichthys crocea (large yellow croaker), 4747 nucleotides long. RefSeq names its product ADP-ribosylation factor GTPase activating protein 1 (gene arfgap1). NCBI's taxonomy places the organism in Eukaryota, Metazoa, Chordata, Actinopteri, Sciaenidae. Gene Ontology annotation, molecular function: GTPase activator activity. The transcript is spliced from 14 exons. Gene Ontology annotation, biological process: regulation of endocytosis; regulation of ARF protein signal transduction. Bases 281 to 1558 code for a protein of 425 amino acids. Gene Ontology annotation, cellular component: Golgi membrane. The record is from RefSeq and is a predicted model, not a curated record.